UUGGGGAGAGAGGGGGGGGAUAGGUGAUUACGUACGCCGUACGCCUCAUGUGUGGAUCAACAUCUCUCAAAGUUACAGCUACAGUUCUUGAAGAUCUUCAGUAUGAAUCGAAACGGUUGAAUAGUACAAUGAUGCUUAUCGUACUCUUGUUCUUCUGUGGCACGAUCAUUGCCAGUAAUGAUACUCUAUACAACAUAAUCCCAAGUGACGAGCGCAUAGAUUUAAAAGAACAGAAUGAAGAGGAUAGAUAUCUACAGAAUAGAACUCUGAAUGAACUCUUCAUGGAUGCUGUUCAUGCUUAUCUCGAGGAAGAUUGGGACUACUGUAUUGAAAACUUCAACGCAGUUUCUCAUAGAUAUAAAGUUUAUAAACGAAUGAUAAUAAACUGUAGGAAAAAAUGCCGUGUAUAUGCUGCUGGUACGGCACCAAUUUUUCCAGAAAACAUUGAAGAUUUGCAUUUUUAUGAGAAAAAAGUGAGAGAGACACUUUGUCUUCUAACGUGCAAUCAGGAAUAUCGUGAAAUCGCCGGUUCAAAGGCGCUCAAAAUGUUGUCACGUGAUAUCGAACAAAAAUUAGUGGAACGUCGUGUUUAUGAAUACUUGCAUAAUUGUUACUAUCAGAAAAAUCGAUAUCAAGAUGCUGCCAAUGCAUUGUUUACUUUCUUAGUUGUUCAUCCAGAUAACGAGAUAAACAUGAAUAUUUUUAAACGUUAUUUAACAUUACCAGAGGUGCAGACAGAAAAUGUAGUAAAUUUAGAAACACCAUUUUAUGUCAGUAUCUACUUUAAAGGAGUCUCAGCUUAUGAGAACGAAGAUUACGCAAAAGCUAUCAGUUUGUUCGAAACAUCGUUACAAUUGUACUUAGAAGAAGAGGAAGAAUGCAGAUUUUAUUGCGAAGGUCCUUUUGAUCAAGGCUGGCAUCCGGAAUUUACUUCCUCAAUCGCUAAUCAUUUUGCGUAUUGUUUGAAGUGCAAACGAGCUUGUUCACGUAUGUUAAACAAUGUAAAUGGCGAUUACCGCAGAGACAUACUUAGGAGUCACUAUGAUUAUUUACAAUUCUCUUAUUAUAAAUUGGGAAAAUUGAAGGCAGCUUGCGCCGCAGUAGAAAGUUUUUUACUUUUCGAUCCUGUAGAUACAAGAAUGCUACAAAACAGAAAAUACUAUAGUACUCAGCCAAAAGUAAAGGAAGAUUAUUUUUCUCCUAGACAGGAAAUCAUUAUGUACCUAAAAAGACAGGAAUAUGAAUUAAGUCUCUUGCAUUACAUUUCUAACGAAUUUUUAACUAUAGAUAAAAAAUUCAAAAAGAUAAAAGAAAAGAAGAAGCAGGAAAAAGAAAUAAACAAUACUAAAGUAAAAAAAUUAAAAAAGAAAUCAGAUGUUGAAGUAAUACGACAUCCAUCACCAGGCCAUUCGUUUUCUUACACGAAAUUAUUGAAUAAUCUUUCAAUGAAACGAAUUAAGGAUCACGAAAUAUUCAAUAUUCAAAAGCAACAUAGAAUUAAAAAUGAUAUUAAUACAAUAGCAAAAGAGGAAGAUCUUGGUGGAACAAAUCGCUACGUAACUGAUGGUUUUCUUAAUUCUAUCGAAUGUGAAUCUUUAAUGCAAUUUGCUUCUAUAACCACUAUAGAAGGAGAUGGUUAUACUGAAAAUAAAAGUCCACAUUCAAAAUACGAAAAAUUUGAAGGAAUAACUAUAGGAAGAGUUGCCUUGAUGGUUUAUAUCGGGAAAAUAGAACCAGAAUGGUUAGAAUUACUUUUAGAAAAGACCGAACAAGUCCGGGACAAUGUGGAUAGGUAUUUCGGAUUAGAUCAACACCUAUAUUUCACCUACACUCAUUUGGUCUGCCGUACAGCUCUACCUGAUUCGCCAGUAGAUCGAGAUGAUUUGAGUCAUCAAGUUCACGCAGACAAUUGUCUUUUAAAUAGUAAUAAUACUUGUCUUCGUGAAAGUCCAGCUUACAUUUGGAGAGAUUAUUCUGCGAUUUUAUAUCUAAAUGAUGAUUUCCAAGGUGGAGAAUUUUUUUUUGCUAAAGAUCGCACUAUUCGUGCAAUGGAUAACAUAGUUUCGCCACGUUGUGGACGAAUGGUAGCAUUUUCUGCCGGUGAAGAAAAUCUCCAUGGUGUUCGUGCUAUUUCACGAGGUAAAAGAUGUGCUUUGGCAUUAUGGUUCACUCAAAAUGAAAUAUACUUGGAAUAUGAAAGGAUAUUAGCUUUGGCAAUUUUAAAAAGAGUUAAACGAAUUGGUCCUUUUAAAGAAAAAGACAUUCAAAUACCUCUAAAAUAUGAAGAUACACUCGUUAAAUAUGUUCAUAAUGAUGAAUUAUUAAAAUAUUUUUUAAAAAAUUUUUAAUAAAAGAAAUAUAGUUAAAUAGUUGGAUGGUAGCUACAAUAUUUUAUUAUAAUUUUUAGAAGUUUUUCUAUGAAAAAAUAACAAUUUAAAGAAUAAUAUAUUUUUAUGCCUGAUAUUUAAAUUAGGGACCUGAAAAAAUGUAUUGUUAAUAAUUAAUGCAUUCGUUAUCACUGUAAAAAAAUAUUUUGAUUAUAUUAAUUUUACACAAUAUGAAAAAAAUUAAAAAAAAUUAAAAAUA
This is a messenger RNA of Apis dorsata (giant honeybee), 2586 nucleotides long. RefSeq names its product prolyl 3-hydroxylase 2-like. Gene Ontology annotation, cellular component: endoplasmic reticulum. Gene Ontology annotation, biological process: collagen fibril organization; collagen metabolic process. The record is from RefSeq and is a predicted model, not a curated record. The coding region runs from base 48 to 2348 and encodes 766 amino acids. Lineage: Eukaryota; Metazoa; Arthropoda; Insecta; Hymenoptera; Apidae. The transcript has 11 exons. Gene Ontology annotation, molecular function: collagen binding; protein binding; L-ascorbic acid binding.